AUAAACGGACAGAUGACCGGUGAAAUUUUGUAUAAAUAAGCUGGCGAACGGAAGUGUGUUAUUAGUUCAAGACACUUGAUUGAGUUAAGUGUAGCCAGCCGUUAACGGAGCCACAAUUAAAAUGAAAUUCUUCGCCGCUAUUGCCUUCGCCGUUAUUGCCAGCGUUGCUGCUGAUGUCAGCCAUCUGAGCAACAACUACCUGCCACCAUCGGCUGCUGCUAGCUCCGUCUCUUCCGAGUACCUGCCACCAAGCUACUCGUCAGCUGCAUCUGCUCCCAGCGUGAUCUACGCUGCACCUAGCAGCUCGGUCUCCUCCUACUCAGCACCUGCACGUUCCGUCUCUUCAUACUCUUCGGCUCCAGUUGCUGCCGCUUCGUACUCAGCACCCACAUACUCAGCGCCGGCUGUAUCCUACUCAGCUCCAGCACGUUCCGUUUCCUACUCAGCUCCAGCCGUAUCUUACUCAGCUCCAGUUGCUGCCGCUUCGUACUCUGUACCAUCAUACUCAGCUCCAGCUGUAUCCUACUCGGCUCCAGCACGUUCCGUUUCAUACUCAGCUCCAGUUGCUGCCGCUCUCAGAUUUCCAGUACAACAAUCUAGAAGUCCUGCUGAAAAUAUGAAAAUCUUCGCUAUCACCACCGUUAUUGCCUUGUUGGGCGUCAGCACCAAUGCGCUAAGCAACACCUAUUUGCCGCCACAGGCAUCAGCUUCGAACUCAAUCAACAGCUAUGCCGCACCCGCCUCCUACGCUGCACCAUCCAUAUCUCAUGCUAGCUUUGCACCAGCUCCCAGCCGUCAUGUGGCACCAUCGGGUGGCUUCGCAUCAGCAGGCGGUUUUGGUGGCAGCGGUGCUGCAUCGGCUCAACGUGUUAGCUACGCUGCUGCACCCUCGUUCCAUGCCGCAGCUCCAGUUGCUGCUCCACGUCCACAGGUAUACCAGGCGCCAGUCGCUGCCGCAUCUCACAAUGUAGCUUCGUACGCCGCUCCUGCACCACGGCCUCAGGUAGGUUUCGCGUCCUCGGGUGGUUUUGGCGGUUUUGGUUCUGCUUCUGGUCAGCAUGCUUCUUAUGCUGCUGCUCCAGCACCACGUCUUCAAGUACAUCACGCUCCAGUUGCAGCUGCCUCAAAUGUAGCUUACUCUGCUGCACCAGCUCCACGUCCUCAAGUGCAUCACGCUCCAGUUGCAGCUGCCUCAAAUGUGGUUUACUCUGCUCCAGCUCCACGUCCUCAAGUACAUCAUGCUCCAGUUGCCGCCGCCUCACAUGUGGCUCCGGCUUUCGCACCAGCUCCAAGACCAGUUGCUGUCUACUCCGCUCCAGCUACUGGCUUCUCCGGCGGUUUCGGAGGACAAGGCGCUGCUUCUAGCAGCCACGCCAGCUAUGCCGCCCCAGUUGGCGCUGCCUCCAAUGCCGGAUAUGGUUACUCCGCACCAGUUGUGGCUGCUUCGGCCCCACAAGUUACUUACGCUGCUCCAGCACCAGCCCCGGCCCCAGUUCAAUUUGCUGCUCCUUCCAACAUUCAGGAAGUUGUUGCCGCUGGCUCCUCCAACUAUGGCACUAAAUAUGCCGCCAAUGGUGGUUAUGAAUACCGUUACAGACACAGGAACUAAACAAUUGUACUGUCUAUUAUAUUCAGUAUUUUCUCUUCAAUGCUGACGCAAUUUUUCAUGCCGCGAACAAACGA
Bactrocera latifrons is the source of this 1683-nucleotide messenger RNA. RefSeq names its product endochitinase A-like. The coding region runs from base 122 to 1609 and encodes 495 amino acids. NCBI's taxonomy places the organism in Eukaryota, Metazoa, Arthropoda, Insecta, Diptera, Tephritidae. The record is from RefSeq and is a predicted model, not a curated record. The transcript is spliced from 4 exons.